GCCUCGUCGAGGGAGGGAGAGGAGGAGGAAGGCCACAGAGAGGGGGGGCGGAUCGGAGCGGGCUCCCGCGUCCAGCCGCGGAGGGCGCCGGCAAGGCACCGGGCGUCGGAGAGGCAAAAGUCCCGCUCCCUCUCGCCCUCGCCGGCUCUCUUCGAUAUCCCCCAAGAUGGCCGCCGAUGCGGGAUCGAUGGUUCAAUAUUGGAAGCAAUUGGAUCUCCGCCGGCUCCAGAAGGAGCUUAAUUCCGUUGCUUCCGAACUGGCAGCGCGGCAGGAAGAAAGCGAACAUUCUCAUAAACAUUUAAUUGAACUCAGCCGGGAAUUUAAGAAAAAUGUACCUGAGGAGGUGCGUGAUAUGGUGGCUCCUGUCUUGAAAAGCUUCCAGGCAGAGGUGGUCGCUCUUAGUAAAAGAAGCAAAGAAGCUGAAGCAGCCUUCCUGAGCGUUUACAAGCAACUCAUUGAAGCUCCAGAUCCUGUACCUGCCCUCGAGACGGUGCGGAGCCUUGAAGACCGGCGUCAACAGCUGCACUGCCUCGGUCCUGAAAAACCCCCUUUGAAGGAGCUGAACAGACCAUGGAAGAAGAACUCUGAAUUCCUGUGUCCAAAAGAGCAAAGAGACGGGACGCCUCCCACCGGGGUCGCUAUUUCGCUCGCCAGCAUCAACAGCAAAGUGCUCCUAACCGAAACCUUGCUACAGAGAAAUGAAGCUGAGAAGCAAAAGGGCCUGCAGGAAGCACAGAUCACUUUGGCUGCCCGGCUGGGGGAAGCAGAAGAGAAGAUCAAAGUGCUCCAUUCAGCACUGAAGGCAACACAGACGGAGCUAGUCGACUUGCGGUGUAAAUAUGAUGAAGAGGCAGCUUCAAAGACAGAUGAAGUGGCCAUGAUUAUGACGAACCUUGAAAAAGCCAAUCAGAGAGCCGAGGCCGCCCAGAGGGAGGUGGAGAGCCUGCGGGAACAGCUUGCGUCUGUAAACAGCUCCCUGCGCCUGGCUUGCUGCUCUCCCCAAGGACCCAGCGGGGACAAAGUGAACUACUCGCUGUGCCCAGGACCCCGGCUAGAGGCCGCACUCGCAGCCAAGGAUCGAGAAAUCCUCCGGCUUCUCAAGGAGAUUCAGCAUUUGCAAAAUGCCAUGCAGGAGCUAGAAGAGUCUUCGGCCAAUCAGAUUGCAGACUUGGAGCGGCACGUGGCAGCCAAGGAUGAGGCCAUAGAAAAGUUGGAAGAAAAACUACGAGCCCAAUCAGAUUAUGAGGAGAUCAAGACAGAACUGAGCAUCUUGAAAGCAAUGAAGCUGGCCUCCUCUAACUGCAGCGUUUCCCAGAGCUUAUCAAAGCCCAGCGAUGCUUUGCUUCUGGGAAAAGACUCCUUCUACCCAUCGCAGAAGUUCCUUUUGGAAAAACCAACCCUCAUACCCAAUACUGAGGAGGAUCCCUCGGAGGAUGAGUCAGCGAAAGACUCCUUGGGCACAGGCCAGCCCUACCUUUCCCCUCAGCAGCUCUCGCACAUGGCCCGGGAAGACUCCGCCUCCCCGUCCCUCCUCCAGCCCCUGCUGGGCCCUGCGGUGGCUCAGGAAGCGCCAAGGCCCUUCUCGCUGUCGCCUUUCCCCAGCCUCAGUACUGCUGAGCGGAUGCCCUUGGACUCUCUUCUCCCCAAACAGAUGGGGCCUCCCGUCUACAAGUCGGAGGCUAGUGGCGUAGCGGCCUUCCCUUCCGCCUUCUAUGCCGCCAAAGGGGCGGUGCUGCCAGGCAACCCCAGCCAAGGCAUCCCUGCCAGCGAGGUGAGCCUGCCCAGCGACCAGUCGGAAGGCAGCAGUUCAGGUCCGGCUGACGAGGAGCACUUGGAUACGGCCGAGAUUGCUUUCCAAGUGAAGGAGCAGCUACUCAAGCACAACAUUGGCCAGCGUGUCUUUGGGCAUUACGUCCUCGGCCUCUCUCAGGGCUCGGUGAGCGAGAUCCUGGCUAGGCCGAAGCCUUGGCGCAAGCUCACGGUCAAGGGGAAAGAGCCAUUCAUCAAGAUGAAGCAGUUCCUCUCCGAUGAGCAGAAUGUGUUAGCUCUGAGGACGAUUCAGGUUCGUCAGAGAGGUAGCAUUACGCCGAGGAUUAGGACACCAGAAACCGGCUCUGACGACGCCAUCAAGAACAUCCUAGAGCAAGCCAAGAAGGAGAUUGAGUCACAGAAAGGAGGGGACACCAAGAGCUCCACGGUGCCCCAGGCAGUCACCAAUGGCACCGGCACUGGCACCAGCAAUUCAGAAGAUGCCAUCAAGAGUAUCCUGGAGCAGGCCCGCCGGGAGAUGCAGGCUCAACAGCAAGCCUUGCUUGAGAUAGAAGCAGGAGGCACUAGCAGGCCUGUCGCCACGCCACCUGCAGAACGCCCAACCCUGGCGACUGUGAGCCAGAACAUUGUCCAGGCCUACAUCAAGCAGGAAGAGGGGACGCUGGGCCCAAACGCCAGUGGAAGUGCCACACAGACACCCCUGACAGUGCUCUCCCCUGCAGCCUUCGUGCAGAGCAUCAUCCGUAAGGUCAAGUCUGAAAUUGGGGACGCUGGCUCCUAUUUUGACCAACACUGGGCUUCAGAAAGGAGCUUGUUGAGCCGCCCGUAUACCUCGGUGUCGCCCUCCCUUUCCUCCUCGUCCAGCUACUCCAGCAUGGCCAACGGGCGAGCGUGGCAGCGGGGUGAACCCGGUGAUGUUCUCCCGAAUGAGGAAGACCUUCCGACCUCUGAGGACGAGCCCCACAGAGUGCUAGAGGUCAAAUCAGAAGUGGGUGGCUCAGAACCCCAGGGCACCGGGCGCCUGUCUUAUUACCCAUCUUAUGUGCCAAGGACUCUCAAACCCACUGUCCCACCUUUAACACCAGAGCAGUAUGAGAUGUACAUGUACAGGGAAGUGGACACCUUGGAGCUAACGCGACAAGUCAAAGAGAAGCUGGCCAAGAACGGGAUCUGCCAGCGUAUCUUCGGGGAAAAGGUGCUGGGACUGUCACAAGGGAGCGUGAGUGACAUGUUGUCCAGGCCCAAGCCAUGGAGCAAGCUAACCCAAAAAGGGCGGGAACCUUUCAUACGGAUGCAACUGUGGCUCACAGAUCAGCUAGGCCAAGGGAUAAGCCAGCAGGCCAACCCUCCUCAUGCCAGUCCUAGGGAGACCCAGUCUUCUCCUUCCCCACCACCCAGUCCCUCAGAGCAAGAGAAAAGCCCCCUUGAACCACUGAGUCUCACCCUGGAAAGCAGCAAAGAAAACCAGCAGCCAGAGAGCAGGUCUGGCUCCUCGCUGAGUGGGAAGAUCUGUCCGAACAGCCAGGGGCCUGUCGGCAUUCAGGAGAUUGUGGCCAUGUCACCGGAGUUGGACACUUACUCCAUCACCAAGAAGGUUAAGGAGGUCUUAACGGAUAAUAACCUCGGUCAGCGGCUUUUUGGAGAGAGUAUCCUGGGCUUGACUCAGGGGUCCGUCUCUGACCUCCUUUCCAGGCCCAAGCCAUGGCACAAACUGAGCCUUAAAGGGAGGGAACCAUUUGUCCGCAUGCAGCUGUGGCUGAACGAUCCGCACAAUGUUGACAAGCUCCGGGACAUGAAAAAAUUGGAGAAGAAAGCAUAUUUGAAGCGUCGCUACGGACUGAUCAGUGCUGGCUCGGGCAGCGAGUCUCCCAACGUCCACUCAGAAUGUCCCAGUCCAAGCCUCCAGUCGCAAGAUCUCAGCCUCCUGCAGAUCAAGAAGCCGAGGGUGGUCUUGGCUCCCGAGGAGAAGGAGGCCUUGAAAAAAGCUUACCAGUUGGAGCCGUACCCUUCCCAACAGACCAUCGAGCUGCUGUCUCUCCAGCUGAACCUCAAGACCAACACCGUGAUCAACUGGUUCCAUAACUACAGGUCCCGGAUGCGCCGUGAGAUGCUGGUGGAAGGGGCGCAGGAAGACACAGAUCCGGAACAGAGCACAACUCCAGCCAGCAACUCCUUCAAGGGUCCUCAGCCUCAGAGUCCUGACUCUGAAGAAGAGGACAGGAAACCCACCUUCAGAGAUGCCGAGUGCCAAGGAGAAAGCGAGUCACUGGUCCAGAUCAAGGAGGAGCAGAUGGAGGCGGGUGAGAAGGAGGACUGUUCAAAUCACGGGGACUCCUGUAGCCUGGACGGGGAGAUGGAGCCCAUCUCCAGACCCAGCCUCAAAGAAGAGCAGGUGGAAGCAGCAUGCAGAGGAAGCCCAAACGAAGCUCACGGUGUGACAUGGGGCAGCAGCACCACACAUAGCAAAACACACCUAUUUGGGGCUCCUGAUUAUUCCUCUUUGCAUAACCACCUGGAGUCAGACAGUAGUGAGAGGCCUCAUCCUGAUCCAAUUAGCUUUAAAUCUGCUUCUGAAUCCUCCCGGUGCAGCUUAGAGGUCUCUCUGAACUCCCCAUCAGCAGCCUCCUCUCCAGGCCUCGUGAUGUCCGUCUCUCCCGUUCCAUCCUCGUCUGCCCCCAUCUCCCCAUCGCCACUGAGCGCCGUUGCUGCCAAAGCACAAAGUUCAAGUCCUGCCACAGACAUGGGCUGCACGCCCCCGAAUGCCAAACUGAGUACAAACAUCCAGCGACGGCACGAGAAGAUGGCUAACCUCAACAGCAUCAUCCAUAGGUUGGAGAGAGCGGCCAACCGAGAUGAAACCCUGGAGUGGGAAUUUUGAGAGGCCAAGUAAAAACAAAAUAAACUACCCAAAUUACAUUAUCCAGAUUCUAAAUGCUGUGGAA
Messenger RNA from Rhineura floridana, 4712 nucleotides. It is a transcript of the gene CUX2, whose product is annotated as cut like homeobox 2. Gene Ontology annotation, molecular function: DNA-binding transcription factor activity, RNA polymerase II-specific; DNA binding. Bases 167 to 4648 code for a protein of 1493 amino acids. The transcript is spliced from 22 exons. Gene Ontology annotation, biological process: regulation of DNA-templated transcription. Lineage: Eukaryota; Metazoa; Chordata; Lepidosauria; Squamata; Rhineuridae. The record is from RefSeq and is a predicted model, not a curated record.